AUGGCAUCCAAAGGCGCUGUCUUGCCUCUGCUGAGGCGUGAGCUGCGAUCAUCUGUCCGAUUUGCUCGUGCGAACCCCUCCACCGUGCUCGCCUCUCCCUCCCGCCAUAUUUCGACCUCCAGUCGCCGAUUAACCCCCCGGGCGGCUCCCUUCAAUGUUCCGACCCAGACUCGCGCUUUCUCGAAUUCAUUAGGGCGGCGACUCACCGACGAAAAUGGCGAUUUCGAUCCUCGGACCGUGGAGCGAGAGUCUGACGAGGUGGAUGUGUGCAUUGUUGGCGGUGGUCCCGCCGGUCUCGCCGCUGCAAUUAAGCUGAAGCAGCUCGCAAAUGAAGCCGGCAAUGAGGAAUUUCGAGUCAUUUUGCUAGAGAAGGCUGGUGAGCUCGGCGCUCAUAUAGUUUCCGGAAAUGUUCUCCAACCCACGGCCAUGAACGAGCUCUUCCCGGACUGGCUGGCCGAAGACAAUCCUUCGCGCUUUGAGGGUGCCACCCCCGCCAAGGGCGACAAGAUGCGCUUCCUUACUGAGACUGGAUCCUACCCCCUCCCAGCUCCCCCCACAGAUGAACAACCACGGAAACUACAUUUAAAAGGGGUUGCGACCAAUGACCUGGGACUGGACCGACAGGGCAAGCCCAAGGAUACCUUUGAGCGUGGAAUGGAGUUUCACGCGAGGGUUACUCUUCUCGCCGAGGGUUGUCAUGGGAGCUUGACCAAGCAGGUGAUCAAGAAAUAUGAUCUGCGCCGGGACAGUCAGCCUCAAACAUACGCACUCGGUAUUAAGGAGAUCUGGGAGAUUCAGCCAGAGAAGUUCAAGUCUGGUGAGAUUGUCCACUCAAUGGGUUAUCCGCUCCCCAGGGAUACUUACGGUGGCGCUUGGAUGUACCACUUCGGCGACAACAUGGUGAGCAUUGGUCUAGUGGUAGGAUUAGAUUACCCCAACCCAUGGCUCUCUCCAUAUGGAGAAUUUCAAAAGUUAAAGCACCACCCUCUGUUUAAGGAGGUUUUGGAGGGCGGGAAAUGUAUCUCCUAUGGUGCUCGUGCUCUGAAUGAGGGUGGUUUCCAAUCCAUUCCCAAGUGCGCAUUCCCCGGCGGUGCUCUUAUUGGCGAUACGGCUGGCUUCCUUAAUGUCCCCAAGAUCAAGGGUACCCAUACAGCCAUGAAGUCAGGUAUGCUAGCUGCCGAGGCCGCAUUCUCUGCGCUUCAGGGCGAGGGAGACAGCGGCACCGUGUUCUUGUUUGACUACGAGAAGGCGCUGCGUGAUUCAUCCAUCUGGAAAGAGCUGAAGGAAGUACGCAAUAUUCGACCGUCUUUCAAUAGCCCGCUUGGUUUCUUCGGUGGCCUGUUGUACUCUGGCCUGGAAGCAUACAUCUUCCGUGGCCGUGUGCCCUGGACUCUCAACCACCACGGCACCGACUCCGGAGCUACCAAGCCUGCUUCACAGUACAACAAGAUCGAAUACCCCAAGCCAGAUGGAGAGAUCAGCUUUGAUAUCCUGACCAGUGUGAGUCGCACUGGUACUAAUCAUGAGGAGGACCAACCCGUCCACUUGCAGGUGGAGGACUGGGACAAGCACAAGGACCUGGCAUGGCCUGUCUACAAGGGGAUUGAGAACCGUUUCUGUCCCGCCGGUGUGUACGAAUACGUCGAGGAUUCAAGCAAGCAGCACGGCGUGCGAUUCCAAAUCAACGCACAAAACUGCAUCCACUGUAAGACUUGUGACAUCAAGGUGCCCACCCAGGACAUCAACUGGCAAACUCCUCAAGGCGGAGAAGGUCCCAAAUAUGUUUUGACUUAA
Molecule: messenger RNA, 1794 nt
Organism: Penicillium chermesinum
Lineage: Eukaryota; Fungi; Ascomycota; Eurotiomycetes; Eurotiales; Aspergillaceae
Product: electron-transferring-flavoprotein dehydrogenase
Exons: 4
Coding region: 1-1794 (597 amino acids)
Biological process (GO): electron transport chain
Cellular component (GO): mitochondrial inner membrane
Molecular function (GO): iron-sulfur cluster binding; electron-transferring-flavoprotein dehydrogenase activity
Source: RefSeq, a predicted model, not a curated record